GAGCGGCUGGUGGGUUCAGACCGCAGACCUUUCAGUUAGCAGCCAAAUGCUUUAACCACUGUGCCACCAGGGCUCCUAAGCUCAAUUUAGGAGGAUUAAUUAAGAAAUCUAUCCAGUGUACUUCUAUAUCCCUGAUCCUUUCUUCCCCCUUAUACUAAUUAUGGUCAAUAUCACUCUCGGAUUGGUGCAGAAUUCUUUAUACAAAGGAGACAGUAAUACCAACCAGGAGAUGUAAAUAGAAUUUUCUUAUAAACCAGCACCUGUGUACUUGGGAGUUUGCCACAUUGUAGCAUACAAGGACUUAAAGAGAGACUCUCACUUAGAUUUUUCUAUAUUUCAGAUACUGGCUCAGCCUCUCCUCUCAGGCUGCAUGAGGAACAACCCCCACCUGAAACUGAGGUGCUAGAAUUUGGAUUGCCUCUCUUACGAGAAGCUGCGUGGGAGCUGUGGCCCAGGGAACAACAGAUAGCCCUGCACCUUGAAUGUGCCUGCUUUCUCCGAGAUUUGGCCUGCCGCUGUGGAAGCUGCCAUGGGGGAGACUUUGUUCCCUUCCACCGUUUUGCCAUCUGUUCUACUAAGCGCUCCAGUGGGACCUCCCGAUUCUGUAGUUACAAAGAUACUGGCUCGGUACUAACACAAGUGAUCACAGACAAAUUGCAGCUGCCUUCUCCCCAAGAUAGUUUUCAGUUCCAGACAAAACCGUUCAGCAGGCAGGAGACCUUCUCAAGUGAUUACUGCAGGACAGAGGAAGAGUUCCUGGAUCGAGUGAACAGGAUGUUGGCUCAGACCAGCCCUGAGAAAGACAUGUUGGCUGCAAAGUCCUGCCACUGUGCAGAAAUUCUGAAGUUAGUGCUCUCACCCCUCACCCAGCACUGCUUGGUCAUUGGAGAAACCACUUGUGCGUUUUAUUACCUGUUAGAGGCUGCUGCUGCCUCCUUGGACCUGGCAGAUAAUUACAUGGUCUGUUUCAACAUGGGACAGAUCACCUUGGCCAAAAAAUUGGCUAGGCAAGCCCUUCGACUGCUGAAAAGGAGUUUCCCUUGGACCUGGUUUGGUGUCCUUUUCCAAACAUUCCUGGAAAAAUAUUGGCAUUCCUGUUUCCUGAGCCAACUGUCAAACAACUCUAGUGAAAAUAAGAAGAAGUUGGCAGUACUGCAGCAACGGUUGCAUUGCCUCUCCCUGCUCUGGCAGCUCUAUAACAUGGAGGCCACAGCCAGCAAUCGCAGGUUUGCCUACCUGGCCACUCUCAUGCAGAAGAAUUCAGCUGAGGAGUUUGCAAACGAAGCUCAGGUUAUCUCUACCUAUGUGGACCUCUCCAAGUACUCACAAAGCAUGGGUGACAGGGAGAAGUGGCUGCACUCUGAGAAGAUGGCCAUUCAGAAGAGCAGCGUAUGUUGGUUCUCCAGGGAGGAAUUGUUGGCCACAGCCCAGCUCAUGCAGGCCUUGGCCUACACCAAACUCUGCCUCGGCCAUCUUGACUUCUCCAUUAGACUGGGUUUUCAAGCCUAUGAGAUAUGCAGACACUUCAAGAAACCAGCUCUGGAGAAUCUGGUUCUGUCAGUUCUCUUCAGAUCUGCAUUUCUGAAGAAGAAGUAUUAAGAUCAUUUUCUGUCAUUUGUAUUU
Molecule: messenger RNA, 1623 nt
Organism: Trichechus manatus latirostris (Florida manatee)
Lineage: Eukaryota; Metazoa; Chordata; Mammalia; Sirenia; Trichechidae
Product: adenylate cyclase type 10-like
Exons: 7
Coding region: 775-1599 (274 amino acids)
Cellular component (GO): cytoplasm
Molecular function (GO): adenylate cyclase activity
Source: RefSeq, a predicted model, not a curated record